AUGGACACUGUUGGCGCACGUGUGUAUAUCCCCAGCGAAAACACGGUCAAGUUUGUCGCUGAGGUUCGCGUUAUUGAGGACGUGACAUACGGCGACCGUCAUCACGUCGAUCCAACUAACCGAGAUGAUGGUGAGUGGUUACUGUUUGCGACCGAAGAAGUUGGAGAGCAAGACGACACGACCAGCAUCUCGAAUGGCGACAGCAUGGACAUGGAAAGCAUCAAUGAGUCUAGCCAGAGCGUCGUACUUUACAACUCGGGGGAUGCAGAGACUAGUGUCAGUGAUACGGUUGCGUACGAAGCCUAUAUGGCUGAUGAGGAUCAGUCGGCAGACGUCGAUGAGGAGGACGAGGACGAAGAUCACGACAGCAAGGACGUCGGUGAGAAUCGCCAGGAUAUGAGUGGCCAGGCAGAUGAUGGUCAUGAUGAUGACAAGUCUGUCUCGGCUAAUUUUGGAUCGGAGGUGGACCCAGCAGUCGAAGGUUCGAUCGCCGACGCGACCGAGGUGGGCGAGGACGUAAGAGAUCCGACCGACGAGCAGGGAUCGACUCACGGGCAGGGCCCGGAGGCCAAGAAUCAUACGGAAAACGGCCGGUGCAAGGACUCACUCGACGAAGGCUUGCGAAAGCGAGUGGAACGGGACAACACCCCGUCAAAAGCUGAGAAGAACCAGCUUGGAGAUCGAAUAAAAGAACGUCGCACAGGCUUACGUCGGUGGACGCGCCGACCGGCUCGAUUCGAUGACUUUGUCAGAUGGUCAAAUGUUGCGACGAAAAUAUUGAGUCGUGAUGGCAGACCGAUUGAUGCCAAGAGCAUCAGAGGCUUAAAAAAGCGACGCCAAGCUAUGAGUUCUAAGCAUGCGGAUUUCUGGCAAAUGGCUGAGCUGGAGGAAAUGGCUGCGUCCAAAAACAAGAAGGUCUUAGGACAGGUCAAGAAGACCGAUAUACCAAAGAAUGCCAAAACCGUGAAGAUCAAGUGGGUCUUCGCGAUCAAAACGCAUGCGCAAGGCUUCGUUGUGAGAUUCAAGGCGAGAGUCGGGGCGCUCAGAAACUACCAGAGGCCAGUAAUCGAUUUUAUGGAAACUUCGUCGCCUGUCGUGAGAAUAUCUUCGUUACGGAUCACGGCGAUCAUAUCUGCAGAGUUUGAUCUUGUACUUUACGGUGGGGACACCAGCACUGCGUAUCUAAAUGCAACGCUCGAAAUCGCUCAGUAUGUCGAUGGGAUCGAGGGGUAUUCGUGUGAGCUCCUGUCGUAUCCUUACGUGGUGUGGAAGGCGCUGUAUGGCUUGCGCCAAUCCGGCCGUGAUUGGAACUCGGAGAUCAAUGGGUGGCUUUUGAACCGCGAAUUUGAUCGAUGUGCGACGGAACCCUGUCUCUACUACUUGAUCGACGGAAAGAAAAUUGUGCCGCUAUUGAUCUACGUGGACGACGUGGCUUGUGCCACGAAUAAUGAGGAGUCCAAGAUCGGGUUGUUUGCUGAGCUCGACAAGGCGUAUGGCCUGAAGGACCACGGGGGUUUCACUGAGUUUCUGGCUAUCGAAGUGACUCAAACCGAGGAGGGCGUGUUCAUCAGCCAAGAGAAAUAUGCAAAGUACGUGUUAUACAAGCUCGGCUUUGGCGGAGCGAACAAGUGUGGGAUCCCCAUGGAGUUCACCACGAGACUCGCACCAGCUACGGAGGACGACAGCUUCGACUCCAGCUUUGACUACCGAGGGGCACUGGGCAUGCUCAUGGUUCUCGCAACCGGAAUUAGGCGGAUCUGGCAUUUGCACUCGGCCAAUUGUGAAUUUUCGUUGUGA
Molecule: messenger RNA, 1797 nt
Organism: Plasmopara halstedii
Lineage: Eukaryota; Oomycota; Peronosporomycetes; Peronosporales; Peronosporaceae
Product: FOG: Transposon-encoded proteins with TYA, reverse transcriptase, integrase domains in various combinations
Exons: 2
Coding region: 1-1797 (598 amino acids)
Source: RefSeq, a predicted model, not a curated record